This is a messenger RNA of Staurois parvus, 807 nucleotides long. Lineage: Eukaryota; Metazoa; Chordata; Amphibia; Anura; Ranidae. The record is from the annotation of a GenBank genome assembly.
GGUGCUGUGUACUAUGAAGGUGGACUUGAAGAGGCAAAGCAGCUAUUUGGGCGGUUGUUGUUCGGUACUCAGGACCUGCGGGACGUGUGGCUUAAUUAUCCCCUACACCCACUUCAACUUCAGGAGUCUAACACUGAUCGACAGCUGAUUGAGACAUCACCAGUCCUUAAGAAGCUGACAAAAUUUGAAGAAGCAAUUGGACUUCUGUUUACUCAUAUACGGCUUCUAGCUCGAGCUUUCACCUUGAGAACAGUGGGAUUUAACCAUCUGACCUUAGGCCAUAACCAGAGGAUGGAAUUCCUGGGUGACUCUAUAAUGCAGCUGGUAGCCACCGAAUAUUUAUUCAUACAUUUCCCUGGUCAUCACGAGGGCCACUUAACGCUGCUGCGUAGUUCACUGGUGAACAACAGGACACAGGCUAAAGUAGCAGAGGAGCUAGGUAUGCAGGAGUUUGCCAUCACAAAUGAUAAAACAAAGAGACCCGUGGCUCUCCGGACCAAGACCUUGGCUGAUUUGUUGGAAUCAUUUAUUGCGGCACUUUAUAUCGAUAAGGACUUGGAAUACGUUCACACUUUUAUGAAUGUGUGCUUCUUCCCGCGACUAAAGGAGUUUAUUCUAAAUCAAGACUGGAAUGAUCCUAAAUCUCAACUUCAGCAAUGCUGUUUGACUCUGAGAACAGAAGGAAAAGAGCCCGAUAUCCCUCUGUACAAGACUCUACAGACUGUAGGCCCUUCCCAUGCAAGAACCUAUACUGUUGCUGUGUACUUCAAAGGAGAGCGAAUUGGUUGCGGUAAAGGACCAAGGUAA